Messenger RNA from Lolium rigidum, 2221 nucleotides. RefSeq lists its product as uncharacterized. Lineage: Eukaryota; Viridiplantae; Streptophyta; Magnoliopsida; Poales; Poaceae. The transcript has 3 exons. The record is from RefSeq and is a predicted model, not a curated record. The coding region runs from base 1 to 2130 and encodes 709 amino acids.
AUGCAUGGCAAGCGCGGUCACCGCAUCGGAGACGGUUGCCCUCCCGGCUUCACAGAUGAGAGCUUGAAGCAGGAUAUAUGCUUUCUGCUUGAUCACAUCCAUGGUUUCUACAAAGCAGCGCUUGAUCGGCUUCCUAUGCCCUCUCUAGCCCCGCGCCUCCUGAAAGCUGGCAUGUGCAUCGGCUUCCUCGACCCAGUCUCCAACAUCAUCGUUAACACCAUUGCCUACACCGCUUCAUCGUCCGACGAGGAGACACGGGAGUCGAUCCUGUCCAAGAUCAUUACCGACACCACUGACCAAUUUGUCUUUCAAGUACCACUUUCCCUGCACAAGGCCGAAGGUAUGACCAUCGCGCGGCGGUCGCUGGACGGUCUUGUCACCUUCCUGACCUCCCACUACCGCUACCUCGCGGAUCGGGUAGCGCUGCGCUACCUCUGCCUGGCCAAGGCUGACCUUCUCGCCGCCGUGCGCCUCAUCGAGCGAGAUCGUAACCAGAAGCGCAAUGGCAAGCUCGCGUGCGGUAUUGCAUCACGUACAACCAAGGUUGCCCUGGAAUGUGCCGCUAUAUCUGCAAGGCAUCCUAAACCAUACAUCCUGGUGAAAGCGUCGCUGAUUAUGGCCUCUCCCCAGAUAGAUGUCACUACACUUGUUGCUGGACAAGACCCUAGCGUCUCUGAGUUUCUGAGGCAAGCUCGUCUGAGCAUGAACCGAUCACUGGAUCUUUGUAGUAAGGAGAACAAGAAGAGAAAGAGAAGCGAGCAGAAAUCUACUGCCACAGAGUCCAUAGAGGGAAGCAGGGCACAUAGUAGUCUUGUGUCUCAGUCGACAUUCACAUACACGCGGUCGUUGAAGCUGUUGCUCCUUGGCAAGAUUCAUGGGCUCUACUUACAGGCACUUGCCAAGCUGCCCCGGGAUGGCCUGCGCAAGCGUCACCACUACAGCCUCCUCAAGUGUGGAUAUUGCUAUGGACCCAGGGAUCCUGUCUCCAACAUUAUUCUCAACUCCAUCUGGUACGGCUCUAUGUUCCCCACGCCUCAAGAGUUUGAGCUACAAUUUAAGGUGGGCAUGAUAUGCACAGACAUGCUUGCACGCGUCGAAUACUGCUCCCUUUAUGGCCUUGUUGCGCUCCUUCGGACCUGCUUGCCCUCUCUCACGGAGCAGGACACCCUCUGGUAUCUGUUCUGCAGCGAUGCUGAUGUCCACAAGGCCAUCCGCAAGGCAAAAAAGCAUGGCCAUGCUCAUGGUGUCUGUGAAGGUGACAAUCACCUCCACAAUGCUUAUAGGCAAGCGGCGGUUGCUUCAUGGCAUCCUGACCCUGAAGCUCUGGUGAAAUUUUCCAUGUCUUCCUUGAACAUGGAGUCUGCAGAGUUGCUAACUAUAUUGCAGCAGGGCACACUCACAAACGGCGCAGUUGAAUGCCUCACCAUGGCUUUGCCUCCUACCAAGGCCGAGGAUCAACAGAACCAGGUGGUGACAUCAAGCUCAAAGGUCUUGAGCAAAAAACAGAAUAGGUUUAUUUCAGAGUUCCGAAAGAAAUUUAGGCGCGACCAAAACUUCUUUGCCAGAAAGGCCAAUGGGGCUUUGAGGAAAUACUCUCAGCAAAAAGGGGUGGACUAUAAACUUCAUACAAUUUGCGGCGUGAAUCCCAAGGUACCUGAAGGGCCAAGCAUUGGGACCGCUAUGCGGAAGUUCAAAUUUGAGUACUUCCAUAUCAACUUUUUGGCAACAGCCAAGGGACUAAAUUCUGCUCCACAACUAUUCUUCGCUCAAUGUAGCAAUAGUGUUAAAGAAAUGCGGAAUAGGGCAUCCUGGUGCACCCCCGUAUCGUAUUCUUGCAUAGAUAAUGUUCGAUGCUUCCCAUGUGAGUUUAGAGGGUCAAAGAUUGUGCAUCCAUAUGAUGAGACAUAUUGUGGGUUCUACAAGGAUUUCAAGCUAAUGGCUAAGGGAAAACACGACACUCCCAAUGGACUUGCUAUCAGUGCCUGCUAUUCUAAUUCUGAUAAAAUGUGCUCACUGACAGAGGAUUGGAUCUAUUUUGAUCCCAAUAUGGACUCCAAGUUUGCAGAGAUGAAUCCGAUUCCUAAUGUGGCUAGAAAGUUGAGGAGGUGGAAAGCUAGAAGAAUACUUUAAUAUGUUUCUUUUUUGUAUGAUGGGAUAUAAUGUAUUAGCUUGGUAUGAUGUCUCUGGGUAGUAAUUACUAUAUUCAUACGAUCUAUUGGAA